This is a messenger RNA of Cinara cedri, 4462 nucleotides long. NCBI's taxonomy places the organism in Eukaryota, Metazoa, Arthropoda, Insecta, Hemiptera, Aphididae. The record is from the annotation of a GenBank genome assembly.
AUGGGGAAAACAAAGAGUAUGUUUGAAAUUUAUUUUUUCUAUCUACAAUUUUUUUUUCACAUAAGUCUUGUAACGUUUGUGUAUUUUAGAAAAGCAUUCAAGCAAGAAUAAAAAAUACAAAAAAAAUAUUAAAAAAAAAAUUUUAAAAGUCUUAAAAAAAUGGAAAUCAAAACAAGUAUCAAAACAGGUAUCAAAACCGGUAGUAGAAUACGAACCUACUAGGCCUAUAACACUUACCGGUCAAUUAUUUUCAUUUCGGGAUCUUAAACCUAUGCCAAUACCGAAAAAAGAUUUAGUAAGUAUACACAUUAUAACAAAUACAAAAAUAUUUCUUUCUAACAUUUAUUAUUGUCCACAUUUAGCUUGGGAAAUGUCGUUUCGUAUCAGAGUUUGAUAAAUUGAAUAGAAUUGGCGAAGGAACAUAUGGUGUUGUUUGUAUGUUAAAUAUUUAAUUUUAUCAUCUAUCCAUUACUAAUUUUACUAUACAUCAAUCAUUUAUUGACUAUAAACAAUUCGCCCCUUUUUAGUGUUAUGUAACAAUAUGUGUUUUAAAUUAUUCUGCUACACAUUGGAACAACAAUUUUAUUUAUUUAUUUUAUUAUUUAUUAGUUUUGUAACUUCUUUAGACUCAAAGAAUGCUUCUUUAUUAACUUUGCUGACUUCUCCUUUCGCAAAUAAUUUAGGUAGUUUGUGUCUUCUUACUAUUACUUUUAAUUACCUUGUUUUAAAAAAUAUUAAAUGUUGGUGUUUUUUUUUUUUUAAUAUGAGUACUUAAAUUUAUAAAUAAAAGCUAAUACUGCUAAUGAAUGUUUCUUGUUGUCAAAAAAAAAAAAAAAAACGAUUCUGAGUUCAGUUUAAUUAAUAUUUUUUAAAAUACUGUGAUUCUUAUUUUUUCAUUGAACUUAAAUUACUUCUAAAAAAAACUAUUACCUACAUUACACUCAACAUUUUUGUUUUAUCAUUAAGUAUAACUUAUGAACCUAUGUUAAAUGUUAAAACAUUUUUAUGAAUAAAAAAAAUUGUAUUCAUAUCAAAUCAGAAAAUAACAGUAAACAUUAGAAUCAUUAUUGUUUAAAUGUUCAUGUUUUUCCUAAUUAUUAGAAUAACUAAAAGGAAUAUGCACCAAUUAUACAAAAUUUGCUAUCAGAAACCUCCCCUGAUGUUGAUGAUCAAAGCAAGAUAUCUGAUAGAAAAGUUGUUGACAAAAAAAAAUGUUAAUACUAAUACAUUUUUUGCUGCAUUUAUAAUUUAAAAUAUACAAAAUAAAAAUGAAUCAGUCAACUGAAUACCUAUAUAGUAUUUCAUUUUAGUAUUGUUUUGAUGUUGUUCAUAUAUUAAUGCUAACUAAUUUAAUUUUUAAAACUUUUAAGAUCGUGCAAAAGAUAAAAAGUCACCAGUGGAACAAAUUGUUGCAUUAAAACAAAUUCGUAUGGAAAAUGAAAAAGAAGGAUUACCAAUAAGUGCAAUUCGCGAGAUAUCAUUAUUAUUUAAAUGUGAUCAUGAAAAUAUUGUGCGUCUUCAUGAAAUUGUAGUAGGCAAGCGUUUAGAUAGGUAAAUAUUUGUUAACUACAAGUUGGUUUGUGUACUAAAUUAAAUAAAAAUCUAUUUGUAAAGUAUUUGUAUUGUUAAAAAUUUACAUUAAAAAAAAUGUAUGUUUAAUUUUAAUGUAAUAAAGUUUAAAUUUAUUUUGAUUUGCAGAAUUUAUUUAGUUAUAUAGUAUAUAUAUAUAUAUAUAUAAGUUAAUAGUAUUAGACUUAUUUGGCUAUGGAAAUUAUGUUAGCAAUAUUGCUUGUAAAUACACUGUAAAUUGUUUAAUGUUGACUGUUUAUUGGUUUUGUAUACCUAUAUUAUUAUGAAGUAUGUAUUGCUGAAACACAAAUACUAUAAUCUACUCUUGGCUUAGUUUGACUUUUUUUAUUUGUACAGUACAAUUCUUAUAUUUGUUCUUAUAUUAUAUGUGUCAUAAAUAAUAUUCUUAACAUUUUUUUUUCUAUGUAUUUUUAAGCAUAUUUCUUUCCAUGGAGUACUGUGAACAUGACUUAUCCAGUUUAUUACACAAUAUGACUACUGCAUUCACUGAAGCUCAAGUGAAAUGUAUAUUAUUACAACUAUUAAAAGGAUUAAAAUAUUUGCAUUCAAAUUUCAUAAUUCAUCGUGAUCUUAAACUUUCUAAUUUAUUAAUUACAGACAAAGGAUGUCUGAAAAUUGGUGAGUGGAUUUUAUUUGAAGUUUACUUAUAUUUUAAAAAUUAAUUUUUAGAGAAUUAUUUUUUAUUUAUAUAUUUUAUCAUUAACUUUGAAUGUCCUUUUUAAUGUAAAGUUUAUAUCUAAUAAAAAAUUGUUUUGUUUUUAAGCUGAUUUUGGACUAGCUCGUUUGAGUAGUGUUCCAUCAAAGAAAAUGACAACAAAAGUAGUGACACUUUGGUACAGAGCUCCUGAAGUCUUAUUAGGUUCUCCUAUGUUGACAAAAGCCAUUGAUAUGUGGGCAACUGGAUGUAUUUUUGCUGAACUUUUUCGUACAUAUUUCUAUUUACUACUGAUUCCUAUUUUAUGUUACUUUAAUAUAUAAGUAAUUUAAUUGUUUUGUCACAGUUCACAAACCAUUAUUACCUGGCUGUUCAGAAAUGCAUCAACUCGAUUUAAUAUUUAAACUUUUUGGAACACCUAAUUCUUCUAUAUGGCCAGAGUUUGAUUCAUUAAUGGCUCAUAAACAUUUUACACUGAAACCACAACCGUAUAAUAAUGUUAGAUCAAAGUAAUGUACCUUUUUAAAAUUAUACUUGCUUAUUAAUGAAAUUGUUGAACUUUUUAGUAAAAUAAAAUAUCCUUUUAGAUUCCCUGAGCUAUCAGAUGUUGGUUACCGACUUUUAAACUUUUUGUUCAUAUAUGACCCAAGUAGAAGAGGAACAGCUGAAGAAAGUCUCCAAAGUUCAUACUUUACUGAAACACCAUUACGUAAUUAUAUAUUUCAAGUUUUAACUAUUUUAAAUUUUCCCUGCUACAACUAAUUAAUUGUUUUGUGUCAGUGUUAUGAACAUGUUUUGGAAUGUAUAAUAUGUUUAUAAUUACAAAAUUAUAUUAUAUUAAAUUAUAUAUCAAUUAGGGGUGUUAAGAGUACAUUAUUUAUUAACUAACUGGAUACAGAGUUAGCUGAGUAAUAAUUUAUAUAAAAGCUAAGUACUGAAAUCUAGUACUCAGUGAGGACUCAAUGGCUGGGUACCUGGAACAUCAAUAACAAUUAUAUUUUUAAAAUUGUAAUAUAGCAAGUUUUUUGCUAAAUGGUAUAUAUCUAUAUUUGGUGAUCAAUUUAAGUGGGUACACUCAUUAUCUCAAAAAAUAUUAACGGAAUUUGAUUUCUAGAUGAUUUAAGAAACAAGCUGCUUUACAAUUUUAUAAUUUAUGUUUUUUUUGUCACCUUAUUAAUGGAAUUUUUAAUAUAGGUUACCAUUUGAAAAUCAAAAGUAGGUAAUGGUUUUAUCACCCAAAAUAAGGGAGACAAAAAAUAACAUAAAUAUAAAAUUGUAGAGCAGCUUAUUUCUUAAAUGUUCUAGAAAACAAAUUCCGAAAAAAGUUUAUACAUUCCAAGAUAAUGAGUGUACCCACUUAAAUGGAUCACCAAUAUUUACCUAUUUGCAUUGGUUCAAGUAGAGGGAUAGAAAAGAAAGAGUCUUCCUUCUUUUUAAGUUUUCAAAUUCUAGGUAUGAUUUUUUAUAUGAUAAAAUUGUAUAUGAUAAAAUAUAUAAAAUAUAUUCUAGGAAAUGUAUAAAUUUAUAAUUAAUAUAAUAAAACCAAUACAUUUAAUAACUCAUCACAUUAUAACAGAGUAGAGUACAUAUUUUACUUUAAAAAAAAAAUAAGUAUUACAGAGAAAGCCCAUUCAAUAUUGUACAGAAUAUGACUAUUGGUAUUUCAACCAAUUUGGGAUUUUGACCAAGACCCUAUAUCAAUUUAUUGAUAUACAUUUUUAAAAUUAAAAUUUGUUCUGCCUUGUCUGGAUGAAAUUUACUUUGGUUAGCUUUGUAAACUAAUUCUUGAUCUCUUAUAAUAUACACUUGGUGUAUGAUCAGAUAAAUAUAUUUAAUGUCUAUUUUUAAAUCCUUAAGUUUAAUCGAAUAGGACUUUGAAAAAUUUUAGAAACUAUUCCAAAGUAAUAAAACUCAUCAGUGAAAAUUAAUGGAAUUUGUAAAAAUUAGAUUUAAAAUAAAAUGAUUUCCCAAUUUCAUUUUUUUUUAAUAUGAUUUAAAAUAAACAAGUGUUCCUAAUAAUUCACUUUUACCUUUAAUACAAGUCUAUCCAUUAAAUGCAUAAUGUAAUAUUUUUGAUUUUUUUCAGCGUGUGAUCCAAACUUGAUGCCAACCUUUCCAGAACAUCGUAAUUUAAAAUCUAAAAAACAAUCAAAUCAGCCAAAGGUUGCUCAAAAUAUCCCAACAGGUUUACCAUCUUUAAUGGACUUACUACAGUAA